Molecule: messenger RNA, 2421 nt
Organism: Corylus avellana
Lineage: Eukaryota; Viridiplantae; Streptophyta; Magnoliopsida; Fagales; Betulaceae
Product: cysteine-rich receptor-like protein kinase 19
Biological process (GO): carbohydrate metabolic process; protein phosphorylation
Cellular component (GO): plasma membrane
Molecular function (GO): chitin binding; ATP binding; protein serine/threonine kinase activity
Source: RefSeq, a predicted model, not a curated record
CCAAAACAAAGUAAGCAUGAGACAUCAUGAUUCAUUCUUCAAUGGCGGCCAAACUGGUCACCUUCUUCUUCCUCCUCUUCUUCUUCUUCCUCACUCUCAAAUCCCACUGUUCAAGCAACCCACAACAAUCUUGGGUCAAAGCCGGUUACUAUUAUUCCGGCAGCGAAACCGUCAUUUCGGAGAUAAACUCCAAGCUUUUCACCCACCUGAUAUGCGCUUUCGCUUAUAUAAACUCGUCGACCUACCACCUUUAUAUCAACUCCUCCACCGAACAACGAUUCUCUACCUUCACCGACACUGUCAAGCGGAAGAAUCCGUCCAUUACAACGCUUUUGUCCAUAUGGGUUGGCAGAGAAUUCUCUUCGACCUUCUUUUCAAUGAUAAACCAGUCCUCUUACAGAAAUUCUUUCAUUCAAUCUUCUAUACGAACAGCUAGGCUUCAUGGGUUUCAUGGUCUAGACCUCUUUGGGGUUUUGCCGAGCAAAAGCGCCGACAUGGCCAACUUAGCUACCCUUUUGAACGAGUGGCGAGUUGCCGUGGAUUCCGACGCAAGAAACUCUAGCAACACAGGGCUUCUCUUGGUCAUGGCCGGCGCCGGUAAGUACUUGCCGGAUUUGGGUAAUUCAGAGAGUUACCCAAUGGAGUCGAUGCAGAAGAACUUGGAUUGGGUACAUGUUACAGCGUACGAUUACUACGUGCCGAGAAAGGACAAUGCCACGCACUUUCAUGCGGCUCUGCGUGGCCGAUUGAACGGAGCUAAUACCGAUGACGGUAUACAAGAGUGGAAGAGAAGAGGUUUUCCGCCGGGAAAGUUGGUUUUGGGCUUGCCUUUCCAUGGCUAUGCGUGGACGCUGGCGAACCCGCAAAACAAUGCUAUCGGUGCGCCGGCGACGGGUCCGGCGGUUACAAUGGACGGUUCGAUGGGGUAUAAGCUAAUAAAAUCGUACAUUAGAAGCUUUGGUUAUGGAGCGGUUUGUGUGUACAAUGAUAGUUAUGUGGUGAAUUCCUGCACAAUUGGGCCGACUUGGAUUAAUUACGACGAUGUUGAAGCCAUUAGAGCCAAGGUUUCUUAUUCAAAGCAGAACGGGCUACUUGGUUUCAAUGUGUUUCAGGUCGGCAAUGACGACAAUUGGGUGCUCUCUAGAGCAGCUCAAGUGGAAGGUGAAGAUCAACAUAAGAAGAGGCCUUCGUUGUUAAUAAUUCUGCCUACAACUGUUGCAGUCUUGCUUAUAUUGGGCACCAUGAUAUGUUACUUCCGGCAGAAAGUGAUAAAGUUAAGAGGUGGUGCAGAAAACGUCAACAGAUUAUUAUAUAAAGUCAAAAUCAAACUUUCUGCUGCUGAAGAUAUUAACAGCAAUGCCCCAAAUCUGCAAGAAUUCAGUUAUGCUACCAUUAAAGCAGCUACAAAGAACUUUUCGAGUGAGAAUAAGCUCGGAGAAGGAGGAUAUGGACCUGUUUAUAAGGGUAAGUUACGGAAGGGACAGGAGAUAGCAGUAAAGAGACUUUCAAGAACUUCAAACCAAGGCCUUGAAGAGUUCAAAAAUGAGGUCACACUUACUGCAAGACUACAACAUGUAAAUCUAGUCAGAGUUUUGGGGUAUUGCACGGAGAGGGAUGAAAAGAUGUUGAUCUAUGAAUACAUGACAAACAAAAGCUUGGAUCUCUACCUUCUCGAUCCAACUAGACAAUUUCUUUUAGAUUGGAAGAAACGUGUUCACAUCAUUGAAGGCAUUACUCAAGGGCUUCUAUAUCUCCAAGAGUACUCAAAUUUUACUAUAAUUCACCGAGAUUUAAAAGCUAGUAACAUACUACUAGACGAUGAGAUGAACCCAAAGAUAUCAGAUUUUGGGAUGGCUAGAAUUUUUAGGAAGGAUGAUCUUGAAGCAAACACAGAUCGGAUUGUUGGAACAUAUGGCUAUGUUCCUCCCGAAUAUGUAAGAAAAGGUGUAUACUCGAGGAAAUCCGAUGUUUAUAGCUUUGGAGUUCUGCUUUUGCAAAUUAUAAGUGGCAAGAGGACUGCAUGUUAUUAUGGGACACAUGAAAAUUUGAACCUUUUAGAAUAUGCAUAUGAGCUGUGGAAAGAGGGCAAAGGGUUGGAGUUUCUUGAUCCAUCACUGGAUGAUUUAUCUUCUUCUUGUAAACUCCUCAGAUGCAUGCAGGUGGCUCUUUUAUGUGUCCAAGAAAACCCUGUGGAUAGGCCUUCUAUGUUAGAGGUUUCUUCAAUGCUCAGGAAUGAAACUGGAGCCAUCAACACUCCUAAAAAGCCUGCCUUUUCACUUCAAAAAGAUGAAAAAGAGGAAGAAACUUGUAUCUUGCCGGAAAAUUUUUGUUCAGUCAAUGAUGCUUCAGUUUCCGAACUGGUCCCCCGAUGAUACUCAUCAUGCAGUCGUGGAAAAGUAUGAAAGAAAUUGUAUUGCUUUA